AUGACUGAAGCACCGCCAGCAGAAGGCGCACCCCAAACUGAUGUUUUCAGUCCAGGACAACUUGAAGAAUUCAAAGAAGCAUUCACCGUCUUCGAUAAAGACGCUGAUGGUAGAAUUACACCGCAAGAAAUGUGUGGAUUACUUGGAGCAACAGGCUUUCAAGUUUCACAAGCGGAAGUUACAGAUUAUUGUUCACAGAUUGAUACAACAGGUGAGAAUCUUUUCGAUUAUAAUGUGUUUUUGAAAGUUGCCGAAAAUUUCAAUAACGGUAAUAAUACACAAGAAAUUCUUAGUGCAUGCAUGAGAAUUUUCUUCGGUGAAUCUACAAAAAUUAGUACAGAUGAACUUAAGAGCGUUUUGACAACUCUCGGAAAUCCUUUGACUCCUGAUGAAAUGAAGCACCUUAUGUUUAAUGUAAACCCAGAAAAUGACGAAACUAUUACUGUUGCCGACUUUGUUAAUAAGAUUGCUGGUGUAGAAGUUAAGGAUGAUGAAGAUGAUCAAUAA
Trichomonas vaginalis G3 is the source of this 507-nucleotide messenger RNA. Its product is annotated as calcium-binding protein family. The transcript has a single exon. Gene Ontology annotation, molecular function: calcium ion binding. The record is from RefSeq and is a predicted model, not a curated record. Gene Ontology annotation, cellular component: myosin II complex. Lineage: Eukaryota; Parabasalia; Trichomonadida; Trichomonadidae. Bases 1 to 507 code for a protein of 168 amino acids.